Molecule: messenger RNA, 1013 nt
Organism: Nematostella vectensis (starlet sea anemone)
Lineage: Eukaryota; Metazoa; Cnidaria; Anthozoa; Actiniaria; Edwardsiidae
Product: gamma-aminobutyric acid receptor subunit beta
Biological process (GO): signal transduction; regulation of membrane potential; chemical synaptic transmission
Cellular component (GO): membrane; neuron projection; synapse
Molecular function (GO): chloride channel activity; extracellular ligand-gated monoatomic ion channel activity; neurotransmitter receptor activity
Source: RefSeq, a predicted model, not a curated record
UUGUGCUUAGCACAUCUUUGUUACAAGUAGAAUUGAAGGGAUAGCUGUGGCUCUAAAAGUCUCAAGCGUGUGUGUUUUUCUAAGCACGCGAUUUUCUCCAUGGCUCAGAGUGUAAAGACACGUGACAGGCACAACCGCGUGAUUUGUCAAGCUCGUUGAUACAACUCCCGACGAAACGACGACUACAGUGCAAAUAUGUCUAGUAUUUAUAAGCGGGAUGCCAUGCGGAUAACAUAGUCCUAAUCAGUUUUUAGAUGCAAGAUUGUCUGUGUGUUGCGUGGGUUAUCGACCAAAUAUCGUCCUUUUAUUUACAAGAUAUCGUUUAUAAAGUUCGCUUGGCUAUUUCAGGUUAAGUAAGAAGCAGGAAUGGCCGCCAAGGAUAUCGCUCUUGCUGGCCUGUUGCUGUGGUUUAUAUGCAGCGUUGGAAAAUGCACAACCUCGGCGAGCAUCAUCAACAAGUUGUUCGCUGACUACGAUAAGACACUCAGACCAGGAGAUGGCGAUGGCCCUACGCUAAUAACAGCCGACUUGUAUGUGAGUUCUUUUGGGAACAUACAGGAGACGAAUAUGGAGUACAAGGUCUUUGGGUUUUUUCGUCAAUAUUGGCGGGAAGAUAGACUGGCUGGGAAACACAACAAGACAGUGAUCUUAACAGGAAAAGAGAUCGACAACAUGUGGAAACCUGAUCCAUUCUGCAACAACGCGCGGGAAUCCAACCUCAGGGAAACGGACGAGAGUAUCAGCAGCAUGGUCUUCCUCGAGCCUGACGGGAGUGUCUUGUAUAGUAGGCUAAUAAUCGUUACAGCCGAGUGUAAUAUGAACCUACGCUUUUUCCCGAUGGACGAGCAAAAAUGUUACCUUAAACUAUCAAGCUACAGCUACACCACCGAGAAUAUAAUUUACAAGUGGAAGACCGGCAAGCCAGCGGUAGAGGUCGGGACCAAAGAUUUGGCGCAAUUUGAUCUGAAAACAGUUCAGAUCUCAAACAUGACAGACACCUUUGUAACAGGUGA